CUCGCGAGAAGGAGGGGCCGCUGCCCUUGGACACGGGGAGCCGGCGGGCUGUACUGUGCGGGGCCAGGGUUGUGCAAUCAUGGCGCGGACGCCUCUUCAGCAAUACCUGGACAUCCCCGAUGGCACCGAGUGCCACCGCAAGACCUACGCCAGCACCACAGUCAGUGGUGCCGCUGGCCUGAUCUUCUCUGCCUACAGUGUCACGCUCCAGCCCCCAGACUCCUUCCUAGAGGGAGUGGCGAGGACAGGGCGAUACACAUUUACUGCAGCCGCCAUCGGUGCCAUAUUUGGCCUCACGUCCUGCCUCAGCGCUCAGGUCCGAGAGAAGCCCGAUGACCCCCUGAACUACUUCAUUGGAGGCUGUGCCGGAGGCCUGACCCUGGGAGCACGCACUCACAGCUACGGGAUCGGAGCCGCCGCCUGCGCGUACAUGGGCAUGACAGCCGCGCUGCUCAAGAUGGGCCAGCAGGAGGGCUGGAAGGUGUUUGUGGCGCCCAAGGUGUAGCCCCCCGCCCCCCGGUCCGCGGGCAGGCUCAGAUGCGACUGAAAAUAAAUUCUGUGUGUAUUCUUU
Odobenus rosmarus divergens (Pacific walrus) is the source of this 571-nucleotide messenger RNA. RefSeq names its product NADH dehydrogenase (ubiquinone) 1 alpha subcomplex, 11, 14.7kDa (gene NDUFA11). NCBI's taxonomy places the organism in Eukaryota, Metazoa, Chordata, Mammalia, Carnivora, Odobenidae. Bases 80 to 505 code for a protein of 141 amino acids. The transcript is spliced from 4 exons. Gene Ontology annotation, biological process: mitochondrial respiratory chain complex I assembly. The record is from RefSeq and is a predicted model, not a curated record.